This is a messenger RNA of Nicrophorus vespilloides, 1105 nucleotides long. RefSeq names its product ER membrane protein complex subunit 2-like. Lineage: Eukaryota; Metazoa; Arthropoda; Insecta; Coleoptera; Silphidae. The record is from RefSeq and is a predicted model, not a curated record. Gene Ontology annotation, biological process: protein folding in endoplasmic reticulum. The coding region runs from base 122 to 967 and encodes 281 amino acids. Gene Ontology annotation, molecular function: protein binding. The transcript is spliced from 5 exons. Gene Ontology annotation, cellular component: EMC complex.
CUAGUGUUCCUCCAUGUAAUUCAUUCCUGUAUCAAUAUUAAUACAUUCCUAUUAGAGAGAAAAAAAAAUCAAUUAAUUAAUUAAAAUUUAUUUAACUUAUUAAGCUACAAAGUGCAAUAGAAUGGAGGAUCUAAGUUGGUCUGAGGCCCGAGACCUUUUCAGGACUUGGAGGGAAACGAACGCCAGGAAAAGCAACGAGGUGCUCUACCAUUGGCAUCUCUCCCUGAACAUUAACUUGAAUAAGCUCGGCAAUGAAAAAUUUCUGAUCGUCGAGCAAGUGUGCAUAGCGGCUUUCGAUUGUUAUCAGCUGGACGUGGCCAACGAGUGCAUAAAGUUGCUGUCCAGUGAGUUCCCUCAGAGCCUUCGCGUGAAGAAGUACAAAGCAAUGAGAUACGAGGCGCAGGAGGAUUAUGUGAAAGCUUUGGAGAUCCUCGAUUCCAUAAUCAAAGCUGACAAGUCGAACAGUGCACCUAAGAAACGCAAGAUUGCUAUACUGAAAGCGCAGGGAAGAUAUGUGGAGGCAAUCAGGGAAUUGACUGACUAUUUGAAAACGUUUAUGGCAGAUGCUGAAGCUUGGCAGGAGCUGAGUGAACUUUACAUCGGUGAGCAGGAUUUUGCUAAGGCUGCUUUCUGUGUGGAAGAACUCAUUCUGCACAAUCCGCACAAUCACUUGCUGCACCAAAGAUACGCGGACAUCAAAUACACGCAGGGCGGUUUUGAUAACAUGGAGCUUGCCAGGAGUUACUACUGUCAGGCACUCAAAUUGAAUCCCACAAAUAUCAGGGCUCUGUAUGGACUGUAUUUGACUUGCACGAGUAUUGCGACGUCCCAGAAGGCGUCCGCGCAAAAGAAGAAGGACGCGAUUAAGAUGUCCGAGUGGGCUCUGACCAAAUUGAAGGGAAGCUACAAGGAGAAGGGCUUUGAGACCGAUCUAGAGUCGAGGAUGUCCGCGAUGGCCAUCAAUUAAGGAAUAAUAGGGAACUAGGUGUCAAUUUCUUUAUUAACUUAUAAAUAAAUUGUGUUGAAAAUAACAAUAAACCAUAUGUUUUAAGUGGAUUAUUUGAAGAAACACGGGUAAAGAGUAGUCAGGGAAAAGAGAGCCAGG